AGAAACAUUAUCUGAACUUUCACUGGUCAAUGUUGGCGAUUCAGUAGUGCUCGAGACCUUAUAGUAGUGACUUAAGACGAUCUAUUUACACACGUGCCAAUUUUUUCGCCACAAAUGGAUUUACACGAAAAUUUUUAAGACGCUUUGGAAUGAAUGAUUAAAGCAAUGGCCCUGAAGCUGUCCCCUGCGUCGCACCAAUAAUGGCCAUCAUCUUACCCACUGUUUUGGCAUCGAUCAAAGCCGGCGUCGGAAUCAUCGGUGCCGGAAAAAUCGCCAUAUUGCCAUUCCUCCUCGCUGCUUUAGCUUACUUCCAUUAUGACCAAUUCGAUCCCGAAAAUAGGCCAGUUGAUCGAAAAGUUGUAGAUAAAGAGUAUGAUUUCGUCGUGGUCGGGGGCGGCUCUGCCGGAUCAGUUAUUGCCAACCGAUUAACGGAAAUCCCCAGCUGGAAGGUCCUCCUCCUGGAAGCUGGAGGACACGAAACGGAAAUUUCCGAUGUACCGGUACUCAGUCUCUAUUUACAUAAAAGUAAACUCGACUGGGGCUACAAGACUGAGCCACAAACUGAAGCUUGUAAAGCAAUGAUAGAAAAUAGAUCGUCUUGGACUCGUGGUAAAGUCCUGGGAGGGUCAAGUGUCCUCAAUACCAUGCUCUACAUCCGUGGUAACCGGCGAGAUUUCGACCAUUGGGUCCAUCAAGGCAACCCAGGAUGGUCCUACGAGGAAAUCCUCCCCUACUUCCUCAAAUCCGAAGACCAGAGAAACCCAUAUUUGGCCCGGAACAAGUACCACUCCACUGGUGGGUACCAAACGGUUCAGGACAGCCCAUACUCCACUCCCUUGGGGGUGGCGUUCCUCCAAGCUGGUCAGGAGAUGGGGUACGACAUCCGGGACGUCAAUGGUGAAAAACAAACCGGUUUCGCCUUUUUCCAAUUCACCAUGAGACGUGGUACUAGAUGUAGUACCUCCAAGGCGUUCCUCCGCCCCAUCAGACUCCGGAAAAACCUCCACAUCUCCCUAUGGUCACACGUGACCAAAGUUUUGAUCGAUCCAGAGUCACGACGAGCUUACGGCGUCGAAUUUAUCAAAAAUGGGAAAAAACAAAUCGUUCUGGCACGAAAGGAAGUGAUUUUAUCGGCUGGUGCCAUCAACUCGCCCCAAUUAUUAAUGUUAAGUGGGGUGGGCCCAGCCGAACACCUUCAGGAGAAGGGGAUUCGAGUCAUCCAUGACUCACCAGGAGUCGGCCAAAACCUCCAAGACCACAUCGCAGUCGGCGGUUUAACCUUCCUGAUUGACCCCCCAAUUAGUUUGCUUGUAAACCGCUUAGUUAAUCUAAACACCGCCCUCCGCUACGCCAUAAAAGAGGACGGCCCUCUAACCUCCAGUAUCGGAUUGGAGGCCGUAGGCUUCAUCCCCACCAAAUACACGAAUCAGAGCGACGAUUGGCCAGACAUCGAAUUCAUGAUCACGAGUACCUCCACCCCCGCGGAUGGCGGUACCCAAGUUAAACACGCCCACGGCCUUACCGACGAAUUCUACAACGAGUACUUUUCCGAAAUCAAUUACAAAGACACUUUUGCCGUGUUUCCUAUGUUGCUCCGCCCCAAAAGCCGCGGCGAGAUCAAGCUCCGGUCGAAGAACCCCCUCGAUUACCCCCUCCUCCAACCCAACUACCUCACCGACUUGCACGACGUCUGGGUGAUGAGAGAGGGGGCGAAAGCCGCCGUUGCAUUCGCCCAAACCGAAUCGAUGAAGCGAUUCGGGACGCGCUUCUACUCCAAGCCCCUCCCCAAUUGCAAGCACCUCCCACUUUUCACCGACGAGUACUGGGAUUGUGCGGUUAGGCAAUACACCCUCUCGAUUUAUCACUACUCAUGCACGGCCAAAAUGGGGCCUGCGGAGGACCCCUAUGCCGUCGUUGACCCCGAAUUGAGGGUGUAUGGGGUCGCGGGGUUGAGGGUGAUCGACGCGUCCAUCAUGCCGACCAUCACCAAUGGCAACCUCAACGCCCCCACGAUUAUGGUGGGGGAAAAGGGGGCCGAUUUGGUGAAGUACUAUUGGCUGCAACCCUCAACGAGGAGGAGGAGGGACUUAAGGGCGGUUUACAACGUGAGGUUAGGGGCGACGUGUCCCAACAUCACGAGUAUUUAGUCAUUUCAUUGCUCACUAGGUUUAUUAAAUAAAUUAUACUAUUUUUCUAAUAAAUGUUUGUUUGGAAA
Tribolium castaneum (red flour beetle) is the source of this 2215-nucleotide messenger RNA. RefSeq names its product glucose dehydrogenase [FAD, quinone]. Gene Ontology annotation, molecular function: oxidoreductase activity, acting on CH-OH group of donors; flavin adenine dinucleotide binding. The transcript is spliced from 3 exons. NCBI's taxonomy places the organism in Eukaryota, Metazoa, Arthropoda, Insecta, Coleoptera, Tenebrionidae. The record is from RefSeq and is a predicted model, not a curated record. Bases 201 to 2147 code for a protein of 648 amino acids.